GAACCUCUUUUUUCUAUAAAUUGGGACCCCCUCUCUUCACUUUUACACACACAAACACAAAUUCCUUCAAUAUCUUUACAUAUUUCAUCUUCUCUACUCUAACCUUUUGAGAUUUCUUCACCAUGGGCAAAGACAAGAGCAGGGCUGCCACCUCCGGGAAAUCAAAGUCCAAAUCCCGGGCGCCUACGACAUCCUCCGAGAAACGCCUCUACUACGGCGAUGGGUCGUACCUCUGGUUCGAUUCCGAGGAGGAGCGCACCCGCUUUCUCACUUUCUACUCUAAACGGGUUGUUGCUCCCCCACGGAUCGUCCCGAAGCGCUUCCUGGAGCUGCAGGGCUACGACGACCUCGACGUGCAGCUUCAUCAAGCCGGCCUUUGGCCAUUCGUCUCCCGGGCUAUGAAGGAGAUCAACCCGGCACUGAUUCGGGUCUUCUACUCCAACCUCCGGCAUGAGGGCGACGUGCUCUACUCUCUUGUCAAGAGCACGCCGAUAGAGCUUUCCGUUGAGCAGCUUGGGCGCAUCGCCGGCCUCCCCUACCAAGGCGACGACGUCUCCCAAUAUGGCGGAGAGGACUGGGUGCUCAACAACGAGGGCCUUAUCCUCAAUGAGCUUGGCAUCACCGAGCUUAUCCGCCAUGCCUCGGGCCGCCCCACCAUCCACUCCGCAAACCCCGAGAGCCGGCUUCUUCUCUACAUCAUGUCCCGAAUCAUCAAGCCCCGGAAGCAUGGGCACACGAUCAUGUCCGGUGAGGACCUCAAGCUCCUCCAUGCGAUCAUGCACUUGGCGCCAAUCAAUUGGGCGAAGUUUGUCAUGAUCAACAUGACGAUUGCCGCAUCCCCCGACCACGAUCACCUCCUCCCGUACCCGUUCGUGGUGAUGGACAUCCUUGAACGGUUCAAGGUGACCACCACCGUUGGCCCACUCACGAAGGCCACGAAGAUUUGGGCGAUCAGCACCCAAACCUUCAAGAAGCGGUCGGACAACGCCGGACCUGCCACUGCCACUGCCGCGCCAUGGCGUCUUUCGGCUGCUGGCCCAGCCGAACCCCAGGCUCGGGCUAACCUCGCCUCCAUCGCCGACUCCCUCAACCGGAUGCACUUCAAAGUUGACGGGAUGGAUGGCUACCUUGAGAGGCUUGAAGAGGCAGUCCAACGCCAAGGGUACGCCAUGAACGCGUACUUCCAACGCGUUAACUACGUCCCCCCACCGUACCAUGGCACAUUCUUUGGGCAAGUGUACGGUGACGAGGACAAAGAUGAUGCCUCCUACGCCCCAUCAAGCUCUCCGGACGAAGAUGAGUUCGACGAUGCCAUCGAUGGGGAUGAGAUGGACGUCGACGACGACGAAGAAACCGGAGGCGAAGAGGAGGAAGACGAAGACUAGGCCGCCCCUAGCAUUUUUUAUCUCUUUUUUAUUGUCAUUUUUUUACUCGCAUCCGUUGUACUCCAUUUUAAUAAAUAAAAGGUAUCUUU
Cuscuta campestris is the source of this 1474-nucleotide messenger RNA. Lineage: Eukaryota; Viridiplantae; Streptophyta; Magnoliopsida; Solanales; Convolvulaceae. The record is from the annotation of a GenBank genome assembly.